This is a messenger RNA of Triticum turgidum subsp. durum (durum wheat), 3138 nucleotides long. NCBI's taxonomy places the organism in Eukaryota, Viridiplantae, Streptophyta, Magnoliopsida, Poales, Poaceae. The record is from the annotation of a GenBank genome assembly.
AUGUGCUUUAGCAAAACUGACCAAUAUACUAAGUUGACUCACCUCCAACCCCAGCCAAAUUCACCCGAUCCGUCCCAGCUCCCCAAACCCGUCGCCGCCGGAGCCGUUUCGCCCGCGUCCGCCGGCCGGAGCAACUCCUCGUCGUCCCCCUCCUCCCAUCAGUCGUUCCGGACGCAUUUGGCUUCCUUCGUUGUUAAGGAUAAGGAAGCCCUAGCUUGCUUGAAUUCAUCCCUUCCGUUUCCUUUUCUUUUUGCUGCUGAUAACGAACAAUCUCGAAUCCCUCACUUGGGCGCGAUGCAGGGUGGUCCGAUCUUGCCGCGUCGGCCAAGAAGCUCCGUUCUAGGUUUGGACGUCCUCGCAAAGAGGAAACGAGAAUCACAAGGCAGCGACGCAUUCAGGCCUCGUCCCCACAAGGAACAAGUGGCGGCCGAGCAUAGAUCAGGAGAAAUCGCGAGAACCGAUUGCCGCCGCCGAUGGGAAUGGGAAGCUACACCUCGUCGGGAGUACCGUGAUGAUCCACCUGCAUCCCAACGGCAACAUCCGGCACCAUCCCCGUGGGACAAUGUGUAUUCUUUGCCUUCUGCGCCUGUACGCCCUUCUGGCUCCUCAAAAGUGCCUUCUUCUUCGCGCAAUGACACCGAAGCUGGUACAAGGCCCCCAACAGCCGAUGGAAAAUUUAAGGUCACCGAGGAGAUGAUGCAGGAGAUGGAUUACAAUGCUGACCGCACAUGGUAUGGUUGUGAAGAACAUAGCAGUAUAUUCAAUGUCGGUGAUUAUCUUGGAGAUGAUGCUUCCUUUCAGAAUAAGAAGGCAAAAUUGCUCAAGAAGAUGACUCGCCAAGAUGGAAGCCUGAUGACUCUUGCUCAGAGCAAAAGGUUAUCACAGGUAACCGCUGAGAAUGCUCGGUGGGAGGACAGGCAGUUGUUCAGAUCAGGAGCUGUUAGAAGAACAGAGGUGCAGAUGGAGUUCGACGAUGAGGAGGAGCGUAAGGUGAUACUACUUGUUCAUGACACGAAACCCCCAUUCCUUGAUGGACGAGUAGUGUUCACAACACAAGCAGAGCCUGUGAUGCCACUCAAGGACCCGACAUCUGAUAUGGCUAUCAUUGCGCGCAAAGGUUCUCUUUUGGUUAGGGAAAUUCGUGAAAAGCAGAGUAUGAACAAGUCAAGGCAACGCUUCUGGGAGCUUGCUGGAUCUAAGCUAGGAAAUAUUUUGGGUGUUGAGAGAACAGCCCAGCAGGCUGAUGCUGACAGUGCGCUUGUUGGUGACCAAGGUGAUGUUGACUUCAAAGAGAAGCUGAAAUUUUCACAACACUUGAAGGAAAAGGCAGAGGCAGUCAGUGAUUUUGCAAAAUCGAAAUCUCUUUCUCAACAGAGGCAAUACCUUCCCAUAUACACUGUCAGGGAUGGCCUGCUCGGAGUUGUGCGGGAAAAUCAAGUGGUUGUGGUCGUUGGUGAAACUGGUUCUGGGAAGACUACCCAGCUGACUCAGUAUCUGCAUGAGGAUGGAUAUACCAGAACUGGCCUUGUUGGCUGCACUCAGCCAAGACGUGUGGCUGCCAUGAGUGUUGCUCGGCGUGUCAGUGAUGAAAUGGAAACCGUGCUUGGAGAAGAAGUUGGAUAUGCUAUUCGAUUCGAGGAUGUCACGUGUCGUAACACAAAAAUAAAGUACAUGACAGAUGGAGUGCUCCGUGAAACCUUGAAGGAUGCUGACCUGGACAAAUAUCAGGUUAUCAUCAUGGAUGAAGCACACGAGAGAUCAGUGGACACCGAUGUAUUGUUUGGUAUAUUGAAGAAGGUUGCUGCACGGCGACGGGAUUUUAAGCUAAUUGUCACAUCUGCAACACUAAAUGCAGACAAAUUCUCAAAAUUCUUUGGUGGUGCACCUGUAUUUCACAUACCUGGAAGGACAUUUCCAGUUAAUAUCUUGUACAGCAAAACACCAUGUGAAGAUUAUGUGGAAGCGGCAGUGAAGCAGGCCAUCACAAUCCACAUAACGAGUGGCCCUGGCGACAUUCUCAUAUUCAUGACUGGGCAGGAAGAAAUCGAGACUGCUUGCUAUGCGUUUGCUGAGCGCAUGAAACAGCUAAUAUCAUCAUCCACCAAGGUUGUAGGCAAGCUCUCAAUCUUGCCCGUCUAUUCGCAGUUGCCUGCUGACUUGCAGGCCAAGAUCUUUCAGAAGGCAGGAGAGGGCACUCGCAAAUGCAUUGUUGCUACCAACAUCGCUGAGACAUCCCUGACAGUAGAUGGUAUCUUGUAUGUCAUCGAUACUGGGUAUGGAAAGAUGAAGGUAUACAAUCCACGGAUGGGCAUGGACGCUCUUCAGGUUUUUCCAUGUAGUCGAGCAGCCGCAGACCAGCGCGCAGGGCGUGCAGGAAGAACUGGCCCCGGCACAUGCUACAGGCUGUUCACGGAAUCCGCUUACCAGGAUGAGAUGCUCCCUAACCCCGUGCCAGAGAUCCAAAGGACCAACCUUGCGAACGUGGUUCUCUUACUGAAAUCCCUCGAAGUCGAAAAUUUGCUUCAUUUUGACUUCAUGGACCCACCUCCCCAGGAGAAUAUCCUCAACUCCAUGUACCAGCUCUGGCUGUUGGGUGCCUUGAACAAUGCCGGUGGCCUUACAAAUCUAGGCUGGAAGAUGGUGGAGUUCCCAUUGGACCCAACCCUGGCAAAGAUGCUUCUCAUGGGUAAGGAGCUGGGGUGCGUUGAUGAAGUACUGACGAUUGUAUCCAUGCUCUCAGUGCCAUCAGUAUUCUUCCGCCCAAAAGAUCGAGAAGAGGAGAGUGACACUGCAAGGGAGAAGUUUUUUGUACCGGAGUCUGACCAUCUAACACUCCUCAAUGUAUACCUGCUCUGGAAGUCGAACGAAUAUAGCGUAGACUGGUGCAAUGCUCACUUCCUCCAUUUCAAGGGUCUACAAAAGGCUCGGGAAGUGAGAUCUCAAUUGGUGGACAUACUGAACACCCUGAAGAUCCCGCAGACAUCAUGCCAUAGGGAAUGGGACGUGGUGAGGAAGGCCAUCUGCUCAGCGUACUUCCAGAACUCUGCAAGGUUGAAGGGUGUUGGAGAGUACGUCAACUGCCGUAAUGGGGUGCCGUGCCACCUGCAUCCCAGCAGUGCCCUCUACGGUCUCGGCUAA